CCGCGUCGGAUGCUGGUAUCCACCAAAAUCAAGAAUCCUUGCCCAAGAACUUCUCCUCAUAAUGGUGGCACGCGCCCGCGCCCGUCAUGUUUCUCCACGCAAAAGAAAAUCCUGCGUCGGGAGGCUUCAGCCGCGUGAACGACAAUGGAUGAAAAUCCGCGACCCUCGAAACGAGCGAGGAAGUCUUGCGAGAGAUGCAGAACGCGGAAACAGAAAUGUCAUGGCUUUCCUGUCUGCGCAAACUGCGCGAAUGCGAAAGAGCAAUGCAUCCAACCUCCUUCCGCAAUUGAGGAGUACAACAGACAGUGGUCCGAACCAAGCUCUCCUCGAACGCAUAUCAUUCCUCGAAGGCCAGCUCUCGGCGUACACCAAUGGCCCUAUACCGGAGAAACGAGAAACCCCGCAAACCGUGUUUGAAAGACAGCCUCUUGUUUCGCCGCUGAAUUCCGAACCCUCACAGCAAACAAGUAGCAUUGCUGAUAUUGUUGGAUUUCUGAGUCUUGGAGGCGAGCCUGCUUAUGUUGGAUCUUCAUCCGGAUUCUCCCUGGCAACACACCUCGGACAGAUGGCAAAUGCGACAGUCUGGAACAAAGCCUUGAUCUCGACCGUCAAUCAGACGCAGCCGAAAGCUAUGAGCAUUGCCGAGUUGAAGAGGAACAGCGCUGGCCCGCCGAACGAUGAUAUGGGUGCCCGGAUCAUAGAUACAUACUUCACCAGAGUCCACCUCAGAUACCCUUUCCUGGACCGGCAGGAUAUACUAGAACGCCAUGCGAAUAGAUUUGUGCAGAACAACUCGAAUCCGAAAGAUCAAUAUGGCACAUUCAAGAUUUAUAUGAUAUAUGCGAUUGGCGCCACGAUGUUGAAGUUGACGGAGCCGUACGAUUAUACCCCGCCAGAGAACUUCUUUAUGACUGCUCUGCAGUACAUUUCUGCUGCCAGGGAGUCCCACUCGGUACAUAACAUCGAGGCCAUGACCCUCUUAGUUCUAUACAACCUUCGUUCCCCGUCAAAUUCUGGAAUCUGGUACAUGAUAGGGCUGGCAAUGCGUACAUGCGUGGAUUUGGGCCUUCACAGGGAAGCACAUUAUGGGAACGUUGCUCCGUAUGAAGGGCAAUUGAGGCGCCGUUUGUUCUGGACGGUGUAUUUCCUCGAGCGGGUCAUUGCCGUCUCCGUAGGACGCCCAUACAGCAUCGCGGAUAGAGACAUCGACGUGACACUUCCGUUGGAGAUUGAUGAUAGUGUCAGAGAUGACAGCCUGAUCGCACGCACCUUAGCGGUUUCGCCCAGUCCUUCAUUCCAAGCAUCCCGUCCGUCUUCGAAUAUCACUCUCGCGGUACAAUGUUUCCGGAUGAAGAAACUGGAGUCACACAUCCAGGGCGAAAUCUACAGAGUUGACCGACCGAUUUCAAGCCUGGUAUCAAAGAUUGGCCCUUGCAUGAAACUUCUCGAGGAUUGGCAUCGUGCCUUACCGCCAUCUACACCCUACGAAUCAGACUAUCUAAAUAUGCAUUACUACAAAGCAGUUCGCUUGCUACUCCAACCAUUUCUGAUGAUCUUGCCACCAGCGGAUCAACGCGUGGCUCUUUGCUUGCAGGCAUCGGGCCAAAUAUGUCAGAUCUUCAAGCGCCUACACCAGCGAGAUUCGUACGGACACUCAUUUAUCGCUCUGCACUCCGUCUUCAUUGCUGGCGUCACUAUGUGCUACUGUCUCUUCAUCUCCCCAACACUCUGGACCAUCACCGUGUCCAACGAUCUUCGCGCUUGCUCCUCAGCGCUCUUCGUCAUGGCCGAGCGCACGCCUGUCGUCAAGAAAUAUCGCGAUGCCCUAGAAAAUGUAAUGAACGCAACAAUGGAGUUCCUCGCUCGUGCGCCAGCAAAACCUAACCAAGACCAGGCGCUGACCUCACCGGUGCUGACACACGGAAGCAUGGCUCGGACACCACAGCAAACUCAUCAUGAGCUAUCUAGUGUGCUCACCGAUUUCUCACCAGGCUUCACGGGAGCGGCGCAGGAGAGUUUUGUUCGUGGAACACCGAAAGCAGGCGCUACUCCAGACAUCGGUGGAGAUGGAUAUAGCUCCUCUUUCAUCGAUGAAGGGAGUGAUGUGUAUGGUUAUAUGCCGCGAGUGCAGGCACAGGCAAGCCCUGGCGCGGAAGGUCGUUGGGAAGGCAGACAGGGUGAGCUGGGGCAGAUGGAUGCGGAGUGGAUGCUGAGUCUUUGUGAGGGUGAGGGGUUCAGUUUGCAGAUGUUGAAUGAGAUGAUGAGGUUUGAGCCAAGUUUGGGGGCUUGA
Messenger RNA from Hyaloscypha bicolor E, 2290 nucleotides. RefSeq lists its product as uncharacterized. Gene Ontology annotation, molecular function: zinc ion binding; sequence-specific DNA binding; DNA-binding transcription factor activity, RNA polymerase II-specific. NCBI's taxonomy places the organism in Eukaryota, Fungi, Ascomycota, Leotiomycetes, Helotiales, Hyaloscyphaceae. Bases 62 to 2290 code for a protein of 742 amino acids. The record is from RefSeq and is a predicted model, not a curated record. The transcript has 2 exons. Gene Ontology annotation, biological process: positive regulation of transcription by RNA polymerase II; DNA-templated transcription.